AGAUUACAAGAGAUUAACUGAGGAGGGUGUGAAAUUGAAGUAAGUUCCUCUUGAUGUUUUUGUGAGAAAUAGUAAAUUGCUGAAGGAUGUCUGCAGAAAGAAUGGUCUUUUCCAACGCAACUGCGGAUCAUACUUCGGUGCCAGUACAAAAUGCAGUGGCCUGCGUUGUACUUGGUUUGGCAUGUCUUGUUGGAGUACCAGGAAACUUCACAGUGAUUGUGACAGUUCUUUGUAACAUUAAGCAGCGAUCUUCCACCAUUGUACUCAUCUUAUCUCUGGCCGUAGCUGACUUUGUGGUCCUGGUUACUUUGCCGUUCUGGAUUUACUUUCUCGCCGAUUCGUGGAUUUUUGGAAUCCUGCUCUGGAAACUGACUGUCUACCUCAUCUUCACAUCCAUGUACGCCAGCGUCUUCUUCAUCGCGCUGCUGAGUGUGGAGCGCCUGGUGGCUGUGCUGUACCCGUUCCUGAUUCAGAAACGGUGGAAGAGAGCAGCAGUGAAUAAAGUAGCUGCUUGCAUUUGGAUUUCGGCGUUACUCCUCGCUGUUCCUACUCUGACAGUUGAACUCAAGUUGGAUGAAAAUGGACGGCCAUGUAAAAGAGCAUAUUCCUCUGACCAGCAACAGAUGGGUCUUCUUCUGUUGGAAACUCUGGUGGGGUUUCUCAUUCCUUUUAGCGCACUGUCUAUCUCAUACGUUGCUGUUUCUAAAAGAAUAAAGCAAAUGGUCUUUCGAAGAAGAAACAGGUCGGUGAAGCUAAUUGUGGGCAUCGUGAUGGCAUUUGUCAUUUGCUGGUUUCCGUAUCACACAGGAAACAUUGUCAAAAUUUCUUCACUCCUGGCAAAGAACUCAAAUUCAGAACUCUCACAGAAACUGGACAAAGUUUACCGGUCGAUGAAAGAUGCAUCUGGGGCCCUGGCUUUCGUCAGCAGUUCCAUUAACCCCAUCCUUUAUGCAUUUGCCGCUUGGAACUUCAAGAAUGGGUUUAAAGUGUCAAAUCUUGCUAAAGUUUUUCAACAAAUGAACAGUUUUAAGGAGAGAUUGGAGAAAGGGAUGAAUAACUCUGAACAUCGGUCUGAAUCGAUAACUAUACUUUAACAAUCAGAAGUAUGCUGAUACGUAAAUUAUGACAAUGUGUCCAUGUAUUGUUGCUUUUUGUAGCUACAGAUAAGUGAGUAAUGUUUGUACGUUCUUUGUGUGUAAUAGAACACCCUUGCUGCUGAAUAACAUGACACGAGAAAUCUUGGAAGUAUUGUAAAUUGCUCUGAAUCUCAUAAUGCUUUGCUACCAGUUCAUAACUAAUUAAUUACAAAAGGAAAAGUUGGCAUUCUAGGCUAUGAGACUCUUAUUGCUCAUGUUUGGCUAUUUAUACAGCUGAUAGUUGGGGAAGAGGUCAGGAGCGGCAGAUGAAUUUAUUCAGAGGAAAAACCCAGUGGUACAGGUGCCAGUGGAAAUGCCUUCGCAUACCUUAGCAUUUGAGACCAGUAUUGGCUGUGAUGCCAGUAAAACUGAUUAUGGCACCAGUACUAAUUGUGACAUCACUACUGGUCUUGGUACCAUCAGUUCUGGUCAGGGCAUCUGCUGGGAUGUGGCAUUAAAGUGUCAGUGAGCAUGCAGCAUAUGUGUGGUGCAAAAUAUAGGCGGCUUAUGCCCAGAUGAAUUAUAUACAUUGUUUUCAGGUCGAAUGAAGGGAAUUAAAUCCAAGAGUCUGUACAUGGAUUGGCCUGGGCACCCUCACUUCAACCACAUGUCUGCGUGGUUGAUAAAAAUGAGGGUGCCCAGGCUAACACUCAUUCAACAGCUUGAAGGCUAUCUAAUUACAAAUCGAAAUCAUAAAAGUACACAGCCCUAUCGCAGAUGGCACGCUUUAAAAGACACUGUGACAAGCAACCAAACAAAGCAUGACACACCCUCCUGUCUUAUCAUUGCAAUACAAGCUGUUGUGGCAUGACUUGUUUUCUCCUGCUCUGUUCCGGUUCAUAAUCAUCCCUGAUGUAUCAUUCUGGGCCUGGGCUUGCAAAAUAACUGUUUGCAAUAGUGCUUAUCUGCAACAGCACACAGAUUA
Molecule: messenger RNA, 2061 nt
Organism: Rhincodon typus (whale shark)
Lineage: Eukaryota; Metazoa; Chordata; Chondrichthyes; Orectolobiformes; Rhincodontidae
Product: leukotriene B4 receptor 1-like
Exons: 1
Coding region: 87-1094 (335 amino acids)
Biological process (GO): complement receptor mediated signaling pathway; positive regulation of cytosolic calcium ion concentration; phospholipase C-activating G protein-coupled receptor signaling pathway
Cellular component (GO): plasma membrane
Molecular function (GO): G protein-coupled receptor activity; complement receptor activity
Source: RefSeq, a predicted model, not a curated record